Molecule: messenger RNA, 942 nt
Organism: Acanthisitta chloris (rifleman)
Lineage: Eukaryota; Metazoa; Chordata; Aves; Passeriformes; Acanthisittidae
Gene: SLC25A44
Product: solute carrier family 25, member 44
Exons: 3
Coding region: 1-942 (313 amino acids)
Biological process (GO): branched-chain amino acid catabolic process
Cellular component (GO): mitochondrion
Molecular function (GO): branched-chain amino acid transmembrane transporter activity
Source: RefSeq, a predicted model, not a curated record
AUGGAGGACAAACGCAACAUCCCCAUCAUCGAGUGGGAACACCUGGACAAGAGGAAGUUCUACGUGUUUGGCAUCUGCAUGACCAUGAUGAUUCGCGUCAGCGUCUACCCUUUCACCCUCAUCCGCACGCGGCUGCAGGUGCAGAAGGGCAAGAGCCUCUACAACGGGACCUUUGAUGCCUUUGUGAAAAUCCUGAGGACAGAAGGGACUGCAGGGCUCUACAGAGGCUUCCUGGUGAAUACCUUCACCCUCAUCUCGGGCCAGUGCUACGUCACCACCUACGAGCUGACGCGCAAGUACGUGGCGCGCUACAACAACAACAACGCCGUCAAGUCCCUCGUGGCUGGGGGCUCGGCCUCCCUCGUGGCCCAGAGCAUCACUGUGCCCAUUGAUGUGGUCUCCCAGCACCUCAUGAUGCAGAGGAAAGGGGAGAGCAUGGGCAGGUUCAAGGUGCAGAGCCCAGAGGGCAAGAGGCUCUUGGUGUUUGGGCAAACCAAGGACAUCAUUGUGCAGAUCUUCAAGGCUGACGGUUUUCGUGGCUUCUACAGGGGUUAUGUGGCUUCUCUGCUGACUUACAUCCCCAACAGUGCUGUCUGGUGGCCCUUCUACCACUUCUAUGCUGAGCAACUUUCCAGCUUGACUCCUAAAGACUGUCCUCACCUCCUCCUCCAAGCCAUCUCGGGGCCACUGGCAGCAGGCACAGCUUCCACUCUCCCCAACCCCAUGGAUGUGGUCAGGGCUCGGGUCCAGGUGGAAGGCAAGAGCUCCAUCAUCCUGACCUUCAAGCAGCUGAUGGCAGAGGAAGGUCCCUGGGGGCUGACCAAGGGCCUCUCCGCUCGCAUCAUCUCGGCAACUCCUUCCACCAUCGUCAUCGUCGUGGGCUAUGAGACCCUCAAGAAGCUCAGUCUCCGCCCGGAGCUGGUGGACUCGAGGCAUUGGUAG